GAUUUCUACAUCUGGACAAGAGUGUUAGCAACAACUUGGAGGAGGAAGGUCCUGCUUUUGGGGAUGCACAGCGGCGUAAGAAGGCAAUUGGGGUUGACAACGAUGACAGUAAUCGAGACGACGCUGAUGGAGGACGAGACCCCAACAAGUCUCUUUCAUCAGAAAUUGUUCUGUCAUGGACAAUCCAGGAUAUCUUAUUGGAUGAUGAGGCACACAAAAGCAAGGUGGUGAAAAUUCCUACUCAUUUUAAAGGUGUUGAUGAAUAUUUGGGUCUAUAUUCACAAUUUAUAUUAGAAGAGACCUGGUCCAAUCUUAAAGUCUCAUUGCAAAAUUUGACCUCAUCCGCAUAUUAUGAUAUCAAUAAUAUGUUAAGAUGUGAAUCCUCUGGAGUAUUUUUCGUUGAUAUCAAUCUCAAAAAGAUUGAAUUGAAGUCUACUCAUUCUUAUCGGGUGGCUCAAGAUGGUGAUGUAUUUCUAUUCAGUAGUCAUCCUCACUCUCAUGAUUUUGAUUCUUCAUUGGAUUUCCUUGGUAUAGCAUUUAAUACAAGUCAGUGCACAAGCUUUCACAGAGGGUUUAAGGUGCUAGUGUCAGAUCAAAAUUGCACACUUUAUUGUGAAGAAAAUGGUAAAUUUGGCAUAUUUCUCAUCAAUAUUAUGGAUGCUUUGAAAGCAUGGAGUGUGUUCAAUUUGGACAAAACAGAAGACAACUGUUCUGGCAUCAAAUCAAUGUUGAACUUUUCUGAAAUGGUAAGAGAAUAAAAUAAAAAAUUUACUCAUGUUUUUUGUUUGCACUUUAUCUUAUUUUUGCUUUGUGUGAUUUAUUGGUUUUGUAGGCUAAGACCGAUUGCAAAAUGUGUGAUAUGUCGUUUGACUAUGAGAAAAUUAAGCUGAGUCAUCUGAAUCAACAACAGUUAUAUUCUCUGAAGUCCAUUAUUUCAGCAGUCCAUUGUAGAUCUAACAAACAUAUAGAGCUCAUACAAGGUCCUCCAGGGUCUGGGAAAACAGAAAUUACAAUUGCUUUGCUUCAAGUCUUGCAUCACAUGAAUUUGAAAGUUCUGUUAUGUGCUCCAAAGACAAAUAUUGUCAAGUUUUUGACGAAUCUUGAUAAAUGCCUAUUCCCUCUAGAAGAUGCUCUUGUGCUUGAUAAUCUAGAUAGCACAGAAUUAGCGAAAGAAUUUCAGAGACUUUGCUUGUGUCAUAGGUCUCAAGAUUUUUUAGUGGGUAUAACAUUGUUUAAAAAAUGGUUGCGUGAAAUGUUUGUGCUACUUAAUCUAGAUCCAUACUGCACUGAAAAAUGUGAUCAUGAGCCCACAAGAAUCAGAUGUAGCACCAAUAGCCUUCUCGUGUUCACAUUGAGUUCAUUCAAGGAGAAGUUUACCAAGCUUCUCAUGAGAAAAGAAUGGUUGACAAAUCUGAAAGAAAGAUUUUCAGAAAUCUAUUUGUCUGCUGAUAUUGCCAAUGACAUAACAAACUUGUUGAGCUUGUUGAAGGAUUUUGAGGAUUUAUUAUGUCAUGAGAGGUUACAGGACAAACGUGUCCAAUGGACAUUUGGGUUAAGUUCAGUUCCUUGUAAAUUGGGUGGAAAUUCUGCUGCAAGAAAACUGAAUGAUUUAAGGCUGCAAUAUGUGGAUUUCAUUCAAAGAUUCAGAAGCUCACUCAAAUUACCAAAGUUGGAGGAAAGGAAAUCUCUUGAGGACUUCUGCAUCAAACAUGCUAAGGUCAUCAUUUCUACAACUCAGUCAACUUUUCGGCUCCAUGAAGCAGCUAUGGAACCAAUCAAUUUAUUCAUAGUAGAUGACGCAGCCAAAAUCAAUGAGUGUGAUCUCAUUAUUCCAUUGCGCCUGCCAGUGACACACAUUUUGAUGCUAGGCGACGACUUCAAUUUGCAGCCAAGCAAGGUAUGGGAAAAUGCCAGGUUUUCUAUGAAUCCUUUCAAAAGAUUGCUCAAUUUGGGAUUUCGGAAGCAUAUGCUCACUGAGCAGUAUGCAAUUCAUCCAUCAAUCUGGCAGUUCCCCAAUGAGAAAUUUUAUGAAGGGAGAAUCACAAAUGGCGCAACUGUUGUUUCUCCUGAGUACAACAAACAAUUCAAAGGUCUUAAGUUUCCCAAUUAUUGCUUUAUUGAUGUCACUGGAACAGAUGGGCCUAGCUGCAAAAACACCAUUGAGCUUGCCACAAUCCAAUACAUGCUUAAGAUUAUUUCCCAAGGUCUGGAAGAUACUGAAGUGAUUGAUGUUGGUGUCCUGUGUCUGUGUGGCAGCUAUGUUGGUGGAAUCAAAAGUUCCCUGGGUAAAAAAUAUGCUACUCACAAUAAAAUCAAUGUGCACAUUGAGUCUGCUGAUAGUUUUGAAGGAGAAACUUAUCAUUUGGUUAUUCUAUCAAUGCUUUUCAAAGAUGAGAACACGAUUCUUCAGAUUGAAAAGAUCAAUGCUGCACUUACCAGAGCAAGACACUGUUUGUGGAUGUUUGGUGAAGUUGAUAGUGUAUCUGACAGAGGGGGAAUCUUUGCAGAAUUAGUUCAUGAUGUGAUAGAGCGAAAGUGUAUCUUGAAAUGGAACACUAUCACUACAAUUCAAUCAAAAUAUGCACUCGAAUCUGAUAAUUUCCAUGGUUCUAGCUCUGCAAGUUCAAAUGAAACCAUACACCAGGUAUGCACAGAAUUCACAUGGUCUGGGAGACCUAAGAGGACAAAAUAUAUCUUAGCACCUCUGCGUGACCAAGGAAAUUCUGAUACAUGCACAAUGCAUUCAUGUUUGGGAGCAAUGGAGUCUAUGUACAAACACCAGUAUGCUUGUUUGGAACCACCACAGGACUUCAGUUGGAUUUUAUCCACUGAUAAUUUGAAGGAAGAAUACGAGAAUGUUGUUGCCAAAGAAAUUGGAUCUGAGGAAAUAGAGAAAAAGGGCAAACAUCGACUUGCUACUGUACUGGAAAUUCUAAAAGAACCUGGUGUCCUGGGCAGUAGAAAGCAACAACCUGAGGUUGUAAGUAAUUUCAAAAUCAAAUCCCACUCUCAACUUCCCAUCAAGGAGGACCAAGAGAUAAAAACCGUCUUUGAUACUGUCAAGGAUGGAAAAAUUCUAGUGGGACAUUUUCACAUGUCGGAAAACUUCUUCUCCUUGAGACCAGGGGAGAUUUACCACUACGACCGACAGAAGCCCUACCUUAAUCCUGUGUCUUCUUUACAGGCUUCUCAUGCAGUGAUGAUAAUUGGUUCAGGGGUGACCAUGACAAAGGUGAAGAAGAGAAUACAGUGCGCUAUCCAUCUGAGCCUACAGAAUAGCGCGGGCAGACUGGUUGGCGAGAAUGGUUGUGGUUACGUCGGGUUGGAAUCUAUACGAGGCCUGUAUCAACUCGAUAUUUGAAACAGUGCUACUUCCCUAACUAGCUGCUGCUCCUGCUACUUUUAAUAUAUAUACGUUGCAAACUUGAAUUGUAGCCUGAUUCAAGCAUCUUUUUGUGGCCAGAGCUUGCUCUUUCCUGAGGUUUUGGUGCUCUUUCUGGAGUUUAAUUUGUAUAUGUAUCACAUUGGCAGUGAACUUGAAUUGUUCCUGGGUCAAGCUGCUUCAUUUCUGUAGACUGUAGCUGCCUAUUUCAAUGCACCA
This is a messenger RNA of Oryza sativa Japonica Group (Japanese rice), 3601 nucleotides long. The record is from RefSeq and is a predicted model, not a curated record. NCBI's taxonomy places the organism in Eukaryota, Viridiplantae, Streptophyta, Magnoliopsida, Poales, Poaceae.